AGUCCGCCGGCGGGCGAUCACGUUUGCUCGCCCCCGUAUACAGCUCCCCAGACCCCCACUCCAAAGGCCAAAAACGCUUUUGUUUUCUUGGCGCUCCAUCCCGGUGCAGGUGCCACCAUCUCGGGGAGCCAUCUCCACAAACAGCCAGCUCCCAGAGCAAAUAUUCAACACGUGCAACCAUGUCUCACCUGUUAGGCCCACCUGAACGUCAAAGAAGUGAUUGUCAAUCAGGUUGUGUCGACGUCAGCUCUUAAUUGCCCCUCACUCGUCCUGCCCCUCUCCUGCUCGGCUAUAAGGGCGGCCCCUGAAACGUCCCGUUGGCAAAAAACGCUCUUGCUUCCUUCAUUUGGCACGCGCCGUUGCGUAGCUCUUUCUGCGAGUGUGCUUAGCCGUUUUUGGGAAACAGAAGACAUGUACCGCUUUUGGAUGGUCGUCUGCUUUGUGGCGGUGGUGUCGUCUGCUACGAAUGCGAGGAAUUUUGAUGCGGAUGACGCUCACGAGGCAUCGCCAACGAACGAAACACCACAGCAGCCUCACAUGACAGGCGUCGACGAAUCGUCCGUUGAAGCUGCGUCGCACUACCAGGACUCUUAUGGUCCCUGGUCCGCGUGGUCCCGAUGCAACCGUCGGUGCCGUCAGACGCGUACGAGGUCCUGCAUGUCUGCCGCUCAGUGUGGUACUAGCGUUCUGCGUGAAGACCGUACAUGUCAAGGAGACCGAUGCGCCAAGCCUAUCCUCGUGCAACCCGCAAGCAGCGAUGAGAGCAGCAACAGAGCCCAGGAUGGGUUUAAGGUACUUUACCAUCUACAGAACUUCGUCUACACUGAGUGGUCGGAAUGGUCCGCCUGUACCCGUCAUUGUCGCACCCGACGACAAAGACAGUGUCGCAUGCCACUGGUAUGCGGUAAAGUGGCCAUACAGGAAGAUGCUCUGUGCUACGUAGAAGGAAGUGUUUGCGAAUCUCUCUACAAAAGAAAGUCAACCCCGUCUGCGCCUACCGAGGAGAAUGAACAUACCGAAUGGGAUGGCGGCGAAGUCGACAGGGUGCACCCGCUCGAUUCUCAGAGAUGCGGCGUACCACACCCCAAGACAAGGGCAGCAAAAACAAGGAUUAUUGGAGGCCGACCAGCUGCAAGAGGUCGAUGGCCGUGGCAGGUGGCCGUGCUGAACAAGCGCCGCGAGCCUUUCUGCGGAGGCACCUUGAUUGCACCAAACUGGGUGCUGACAGCUGCCCAUUGCAUCCGUCGGCGCCUGCACGUCGUUGCUGGAGAACACAACCUACAUAGGCGGGAAGGAUCUGAACAGGAAUCCCGUGUGGCGCAACACUUCGUUCAUCCAGAUUACGAUGCCGAGACCGUUGACUUCGACAUAGCCCUUCUUCGGCUUCGUACGCCGCUCCGUGUCGGCGAUUGGGUAGGAGCCGCUUGCCUACCUUCCAGCAACGACGUUCUGUCUCCUGGGUCAAGGGCCACAAUCCUCGGUUGGGGGAAGCUAAACAAGUGGGACACCAACGGUACAGACGUGCUGCACGAAGCCGAGGUUCCCAUAGUAACUGCCGACGAAUGCAAACGAGUCUACGACGACUACUACAUCAGCGAAAACAUGAUGUGUGCUGGAUUCCGUCGGGGUCGCAUCGACUCCUGUGCUGGAGACAGCGGAGGACCUCUCCUCUACCAGAUAAAUGGUAGAUGGACCAUAUAUGGCAUCACCAGCUUCGGAGAAGGCUGCGGGAAACAGGGAAAAUACGGAAUCUACGCAAAAGUUCCCAACUUCGUACGGUGGAUUAGGAGAGUAGUAGGGAAGUACACGUAGUCCCAACCUUGAACCGUGAUGCGAACUAUAAGACUACGGGCUUCAUGCCUCGAAGUCCACAUGUGCCAAUAUUGUUGAACAUCGGAAAAGUUGUGGCAGACAACGCGUGCUGUGCUUCGAGUUGAAAUGCGCUGUCGAGUUCGUUUCGGUAAGGAUGAAUAACCCAGUGAAAGAAGUGCUGAUGUUUGGUAGAUUGUGGGGGCACCAAACUGAGUGCACAUCAGCAAGCUACCCAAGACAACAGCAAGGCAACAGCAGCAGUGCAACAGAUAAGACGAAGUGGGACAAUAUCCACGCUGAGAGUUUCACCUCAGACUAAUGUUUUGUGGCAAGCCAACUGCCAAUCAAAACGCACACCUUGUGACGUAGACUAUAUCGGCUUGAACGUCUGUGGUAGCAGCAUGGGUUGGUCGCAUCUCAUUCACCUGUUUAUUGACAUCAACUCAAUUAUUCUGUUCCCCUUAAGAUCGCGCGGCAGACAUAUUCUUCUGGCAACUGAGGACUGACCUUUAUCUGUAGACCAUGUACUACGACCUUCUGUGAUAGGCUAGACAUGAUACCACUGAAAGUUGCCAUGUUAAAAUUGGUUCCGGAUAGGGACGAUCAAAUCACUGUGGUUUCACGUUGCCACUUCCUAAAUAAGGUCAUCGCUAUAGCCGCGCUGCUAAUGGUUUAUGUGGCGUCAGUUUCGAUACGGUGUUUGCGACAGUGAAGAUGACUCAAGCAAUACCACCUAAAUGCCAUGUCAGCAGCUAGGGUCACGAUGACAUCUGCUUCAGUCAAUCGCUGCAGACGAUUUCAAACACAGGGCUUCUGCAGCAUGCGGCCGGCUCAUCGCCAUAACCGGAGUCAUAGCUAGGGCCGCUGGAAUCACGUCAUGAUUGGCGGAUUCUUAAUUAGUGACCACGUGACAUUGUUUAAGCGAUCAGGCUUUCUCUAUCAGGACGUUAAAAGACACAAUCUUGCCGAAGCUACUAAACGAAGUCUUCGCAAGGGGUAGAACUGAGCCCUGCUAAUUACCGGUCAGUAAUAAGGAGGGUUCAGCGCAUGGCGUUGACACUCAUUGGCUUUUUCGUGAAUUACUUGUCGUCUUUGUCCCUCAGGCUCUUGGAGGCCCUAUGUGUUGUGUUUGUCCCUAGAUGGAGCGCGCCUCGGCUCGUGUGCUGUGUACGAAACGAAGUCCUGAGAAUUUCUCUCCUCCUCUUAUAAUGAUGAUGACUACCACAGAAGGUCGUGUCGCUGGCAUCUACUCUACUCUGCUCUGCCACGCGCCUUCGAUGUACAUCUUGCUCCUCUAUCUUUUUUUUUUUUUUUUAAUAUAGUCGCGAGCCAUGUGCUUGUUCUGUACGAGUGAGCUACAAUGAUGUAUGUCGCAGAAGUUGUCACCAACAGAACCUAUAAUUAAAGCUGAAAACGGUGGCGAAGCAGAUGCGUUGCUGACACACCGGCGCAGCAGGAGUGAUUUGUUGCAUGACUCUUAGCGCACAUUGUGUCCUUGUCCUACCGCGUGUUAACGUGAUAAAUCACAACCAGCGUUGCUGCGCACAUGACAUUAGAAAUGAAGAGUAUUAUGGUGCUGCCUUUCCCGGAAGUGGUUUCUUUGUACGAAACUAUAGCACUUCAGAAAAUUAUUACCGUGUAAAUAAGAUUGAACUACGGGAAUGUGGAGAAGUGAUUAUCUUCCUAACUAGUCCAUGAAGACAUACAUAUAUAUUAUGCAUGUAUUAUGUUCAUAUCACAUCAAUAGUGCAUGAAAGAUAUGUGACAAUGCAGCGGUGAAUAAAGUAUACACUAUCGUA
Messenger RNA from Ornithodoros turicata, 3611 nucleotides. Its product is annotated as chymotrypsinogen B-like. Gene Ontology annotation, biological process: proteolysis. The transcript has 6 exons. Gene Ontology annotation, molecular function: serine-type endopeptidase activity. Bases 412 to 1812 code for a protein of 466 amino acids. NCBI's taxonomy places the organism in Eukaryota, Metazoa, Arthropoda, Arachnida, Ixodida, Argasidae. The record is from RefSeq and is a predicted model, not a curated record.